AGUACAGAAGGCUGUACGGCAGGUAGGGAGAUUUGCAUUGUGGCUGGGGAAAUGGAGAGAACAGGUGGAGGUGUGGAGAACUCUGGAGCUGACAGCAGCUUGGUCGUCUGGUCUCUACUGGCCUUCUGUCUUCUGUCUGGUCCUGCCACAGGUGACCAACAUGCCCACUGCUCUGAGUUCCUCUGUCUCAGCCCUCCCUCUCUUCUGGUGAGGCUCCUCAGCUUCUCCUCUGAGCAGGGUCCCUGUGGUUACCCCUUAGAUCUCCCUCCUUCAGGCCUCCCAUCUGGCCAGGGCCUCCCUCCACUUCCACCAGGCUUCCCAGGACUGGCCCCUGGUCCUGUGGCCUGGAGCCCCCUCAGCCCCACAGUUGUGAUUGUUCCGGGCAGGAGGCCAGCCAGGCUGCAGCCCAGCUGGGCGAGGGUGAUGGCGGGGGAGCUGUUAGAGGCAGGGCUGGUUAAUGUCCUGGUAGCUGAUUGGCUGCUGCCCCCAGAGCAGGAGAUCACAGAAGGAGCCAGGCAGGUGGGAGAGAAGCUGGCGCAGACCAUACAGACACUACUGGAGGACCGGGGCUCUUCUCCAGAGCUGUUCCACCUGGUAGGGUUUGGUGUUGGGGCCCAUGUAGCUGGUGUGACCGGGGCCUGUUUGGAGGGAACUAUUGGCAGGAUCACAGGCCUGGAUCCGUUCUCACCGGUGUUUUCAGAGGCAGACAGCAGCCUGUCUCUGGAUCACACUGAUGCCCAGUACGUGGACGUGAUUCACACCAACUUCAACCCCAAUGAGCCGGUAGCUCCCCUGGGGGUUCCUAGACCGUUGGGUCAUGUUGAUUUCUACAUCGGCAAAGGAUAUCAACUCCCUGGUUGUCCUCAGGCUCUCAUGAAAAGGGAGCAGUACUUGCUGUGCAGUCAUCAACGGGCCUAUAGAUUGUUCACCAGCUCCAUCCGGUCCUCCUGCCCUCUCACAGCCUUCCCCUGCCAGGGAGUAGAGGACUUCCAGAGGGCUCUCUGUACACACUGUCACCACACUGGCCUCAACAUCUGCCCCCAGCUGGGCUACGACAUCAGCUGGCUGCCUCCAGAUCGACCAAUCACCUUCCAGCCCCUGACCGCGGUCCUGGACAUCACAGCAACGGACCCUUUCUGCGUGACGCCGUUCCUGUUGGAGGUGCACCUGGAGGGAAACACCUCGUUAGAAGCCCAGCUAUUUAUUCAGCUGAAGGGAGACAUCAGGAAAACACCUGUCAUGUUGGUGUCCGGUCCUUCCCUGAUGCAGUUUGAGUCUCAUCAGAUACACCAGUUCCUGGUUUCUGUACGUCACAGUGUUCAGGAGUUCAGAACCAUAGUACUUCACUUCUACUCUCAACGCCUCCUGUACUUGGCCUGGAGGAAGAGACGGAUUCACAUCAGUCAUCUAGUCCUUACACAACUACCCAGGCACCAGGGGCUAGUAUCUUACAGGACCCGGAGUGUUACCGCAGUGGAGAAUCACAGAGUGGACGUGUGUCUGCAGAAGGAAGAGUGA
This is a messenger RNA of Oncorhynchus gorbuscha (pink salmon), 1518 nucleotides long. RefSeq names its product lipase member H-like. The record is from RefSeq and is a predicted model, not a curated record. The transcript has 10 exons. Gene Ontology annotation, molecular function: lipase activity. NCBI's taxonomy places the organism in Eukaryota, Metazoa, Chordata, Actinopteri, Salmoniformes, Salmonidae. The coding region runs from base 52 to 1518 and encodes 488 amino acids.